CUUCGGUGAUCCUCUCGGGCGGCCAUGGCAGAGCCACAGCCCGCGUCCAGCGGCCUCACGGAUGAGGCUGCCCUCAGCUGCUGCUCCGACCCGGACUCCAGUACCAAGGAUUUUCUACUGCAGCAAACGAUGCUAAGAAUUAAGGAUCCUAAGAAGUCCCUGGAUUUUUAUACGAGGGUUCUUGGACUGACGCUCCUCCAGAAGUUAGAUUUCCCUUCUAUGAAGUUUUCGCUCUAUUUCUUAGUUUACGAGGAUAAAAAUGACAUCCCCAAGGAUAAGAAUGAAAGAGUUGCAUGGACGUUCUCCAGAAAAGCUACACUGGAGUUGACACACAACUGGGGCACUGAAGAUGAUGAGACCCAGAGUUACCACAAUGGCAACUCAGACCCUCGGGGAUUUGGUCACAUUGGGAUUGCUGUUCCUGAUGUCUAUAGUGCCUGUAAGAGAUUUGAAGAACUGGGCGUCAAGUUUGUGAAGAAACCGGAUGAUGGUAAAAUGAAAGGUCUGGCAUUCAUUCAGGAUCCUGACGGCUACUGGAUUGAGAUUCUGAAUCCUAACAAAAUAGCAGCGAUUAUUUAAUUCUGUGAGAAUGCUCCUUUGAGGUGUUGGUGACAAUGGUGACAAGAAAGAACGUAAUUCAAGAUGCUGAAGCACCAGACACAUCAAAGACUGGUGGAUCUUCGCUCCAGUUCAAAUUGUUCUGAAAUCCUUCUCAUUGUCCUGUUUCAGCGGGUUUUGAAAAACUUCCCCUCCUGUUUAGUCAACCUAAUUUUCAAGCCACAGUUUAUCUUAUGAC
Molecule: messenger RNA, 796 nt
Organism: Psammomys obesus (fat sand rat)
Lineage: Eukaryota; Metazoa; Chordata; Mammalia; Rodentia; Muridae
Product: lactoylglutathione lyase
Exons: 1
Coding region: 25-579 (184 amino acids)
Molecular function (GO): lactoylglutathione lyase activity; metal ion binding
Source: RefSeq, a predicted model, not a curated record